This is a messenger RNA of Chironomus riparius, 895 nucleotides long. The record is from the annotation of a GenBank genome assembly. Lineage: Eukaryota; Metazoa; Arthropoda; Insecta; Diptera; Chironomidae.
CGGAUAAACAAUAGACUAUAUAUCAAGUGAAUUACAAAAAUGUCUGUGUUGCGGCUUAAUUAUAGUAUAAUUAAAUUAAAUAAACUAUUGCAAAGUAAUUUAAAUGCAAAGCAUUUGUCGGCACUGCUUCAUUUUGAUAGUUCAUUAAAUGAAAAGAAAAGCUUAAUAUUACAGCAACAGACAGAGAAAAAAUUUCAGCCCGUGAUUCUGAAGAAUUUGUACUGUACCGUCCAGUCAAUCAAUAAUGAGGAAGAACCGAAAAAUCAGAAUAAUAAACAAUCGAGUGAUCUUCAACAUGUUUAUGAUACUCUUUCAAAUACUUUGCCGUCAUUGUUUAUUCAGCCUAUGGAUUACAGAAUCUAUAAUCCAAAUUUAAUAUUCGAAAACAAUAUACGGGGAACAAGAACAGUUGGACUGUUUCAAUAUGUAAAGCAAAUAGCAUUGCUGAGAACUGUUGGGCAUAUAAAGUUUGCUUAUGUUAAAUUUGAGAUCGUCAAGAUAACGAUGAGCAAAGAGGAUCAUUCAGUUCGAGUUCGAUGGAGAAUUAGAGGGAUUAGUGCAUGGAAAGUCAUGCUUACAUUCUGGAAAUAUAAGCUAUGGAAUAUUAGAGAAGCUUUUGAUAGUCAAGAAACCUGGUAUGAUGGAUUUUCUACAUUCUUUGUAGGCGAUGAUGGACUUGUAUUUAAGCAUGUUUUAGAUAGGUUAAUGCCUGAUGAAAAUAAGGAAAUACUGACAAACGACAACAAAAUAGGCGUUUCGGCUUAACUUAAACUAUGGAUGUGAAAUGAACUAGUAAAGACUUCAAAAACUGUAAAUAACGCAAAAAAUAAUAAAUUUAAAUUAAUUGAAAUUUGAAAUUUAGAGAGAAAAAAUCGUCAACGACCAAAUUAUUUUU